Molecule: messenger RNA, 345 nt
Organism: Aspergillus udagawae
Lineage: Eukaryota; Fungi; Ascomycota; Eurotiomycetes; Eurotiales; Aspergillaceae
Product: CGR1 family protein
Exons: 3
Coding region: 1-345 (114 amino acids)
Source: RefSeq, a predicted model, not a curated record
AUGUCGUCGGCAAUCCCAACCUCAUCUGUCAACCCCGUCAAGGGUAUGAGAAAGAACGGCAAAAACUGGCGCGAUUCAAAAAAACCAUUUCGUCCCACUUCAGGCCUGACAAGCUAUGAAAAAAGGUUGGAAGCACGCAAGCAUCAGGAGGCAGUUAAGGAACACGAACGUGAGCUGAGGGAAGAAAAAGAGGCUGAACGGAAGGCCCAAAUACAGAAGAUCAAGGAUCGGAGAGCUGCCAAGGAAGAAAAAGAACGCUACGAGAAAAUGGCAGAGACAAUGCAUCGCAAACGAGUUGAGCGGCUGAAGCGAAGGGAGAAGCGUAAUAAGUUACUCCACUCGUGA